Sporothrix brasiliensis 5110 is the source of this 2004-nucleotide messenger RNA. RefSeq lists its product as uncharacterized. The transcript has 2 exons. Gene Ontology annotation, cellular component: membrane. NCBI's taxonomy places the organism in Eukaryota, Fungi, Ascomycota, Sordariomycetes, Ophiostomatales, Ophiostomataceae. Gene Ontology annotation, biological process: transmembrane transport. Bases 1 to 2004 code for a protein of 667 amino acids. Gene Ontology annotation, molecular function: transmembrane transporter activity. The record is from RefSeq and is a predicted model, not a curated record.
AUGGCCGCCAGUGAACGGACACCGCUGCUCUCGACAGCAUCGACGGCGACCACCGUCACCGCCAACACCUCGGCCGCAGCAACGCCCGUCGACGCCGACGCCACGCUCUCCCGGCCGCUCUCCAAAGAUGGCGUCGACGCCGUCACGGCCACCCCGAAAACGAGCUGGCUGGCGUCGCUCUGGAGCCCGGCCAACCGCGUGCUGCUCGUCGGCUUCAUCAUCUCGCUGAGCUUCAGCUUCACGCAGGUGACCAUCUUCUAUGCGUUCCGCCUCAUGGAGUGCGACGUGUUCUACAGCAACCACCCGCCAUUCACGGGCCCCGGCGACCGCUGCAGCCGCAACGAGAUCACCGCGGGCACGGCGCGGCAGGUCAGCCUGCUGGGCAUCAGCACCACCUUUUGUGGCACGUGGAACCUCUUCAUCUCGGGCCGGCAGGUCAAGCGCCUGGGCCCGCGCGCCGCCCUGGUCCUGCAGACGUCGAUCCCGGCCCUGCGCGUGGCGACGCAGGUCGUCGGCGUCUACGCGGGCGGGCAGGCCGGCAUCUGGAUCUUCCAGGUGACGCAGAUCAUCACGGUGCUGGGCGGGCCCGCGGGCUACAUCCUGGUGGUCAACACCAUUGCCGGCGAGGUCGUCGCGCCCAUUGAGCGGACGGCGCUGUUUGGCAAGCUGCAGGGCGUCAUCAUGCUGGGCAUGGCCAUCGGGCUGCUGCUGGGCGGCGUGGUGGGCGACACGUUUGGCAUCGUGCGGCCCUUCCAGACGGCCUUUUUCCUGUUUCUGUUUGCGAGCGCCUUUGCGCACUACGCCAUGCCGUACAUCUCGCCCGAGUCGCUGAGCGGACCCGGCGCCAAGACGAACCGGCCCGGCGGCCUGGCCGGGUUCCUGGAGCCGCUCAAGGUCAUGCUGCCGCAAAAAAUCCGUCUCCGCGCGGGCCGCGUGGCCAGCCACUACGGCAUCUUCUUUCUCUGCUGCGGUGAAUUCCUGGGUGUCCUCGCCACCGGAUACGCGCCGAUGCUCCUGCAGAUGUACGCGACGGCCACGUUCGACUUUGACCAGACCAACAACGGCUGGCUCAUGUCGGGCAACGCCUUUAUGCGUGCCUUUUUCCUCGUCUUGAUCUUCCCGCGCAUCAUCGAUGCCGGCCGCGCCUGGUUUGCACGUCGGGCCCGUGAGGAGCGCAGGGCCAAGCGGACGAACCGCCGGCUGUCGUCGUCGUCGUCAUCAUCGUCUGCGACCGUGUCCACAACCGCCAAGACGCCCAAAGCAACCGUCAAAUCCUAUGGCGCGACAGCCACGUCCCCGUCGAGCAGCAGCAGCAGCAGCAGCAGCAACAGCGCGGCCGCCACAGCCGUCGCCACCCCCGUCAUCCCCGACAUCCCCACGCAACCCGAGCAGUUUGACGCCCCCAACGCCACGCUCGUCGAGGAAGAGCCGAUCUUGGUGACGGUGCCCACGGGCGAGUCCAGUCCUCUGGCCCACGGCGACGACGGCGACGACGCCGAGGACGCCGCGACGGCCGCCGCCGACGACGAAAAGGCCGCGUACGCGUUUGACCUCUUCUUUCUGCGGUGGAGCCUGCUGGUGGACGGCAUCAUCACGGCGGGCGCCGCGCUGGGCACGCAGCCGUGGCACAUGUACCUGAUCACGGUGCUGCUGCCGUUUGGGUCCGGCUCGGCGCCGGCGGCCAAGGGCGUCAUCACGACCAUGUGCCCGUCGUCGCAGCGGGCGGACGCGCUCAACGCCAUUACGCUCGUGGAAAACAUGGCGCGGCUGGCGACGCUGGGCCUGUUUGGCUACGUCUUCGCGGCGCUGGCCGACGUGGGGCAGGCGCAGCUGACGUUUUACUGCAACGGCGCGCUGGCCGUGGUGGCCAUGGCGGUGCUCAUGUUCUCGCACUUUCCGCCGCGGGACAGCGUGCUGGUGGAGGCGGGCGAAGCGGAGGCGGGCGAAGCGGAGGCGGACACUGUGGCGGCAGCCGAGACCGAGGCGGACUCUAUAGAGGCAUAA